This is a messenger RNA of Dermacentor silvarum, 948 nucleotides long. RefSeq lists its product as uncharacterized. The record is from RefSeq and is a predicted model, not a curated record. NCBI's taxonomy places the organism in Eukaryota, Metazoa, Arthropoda, Arachnida, Ixodida, Ixodidae. The transcript is spliced from 2 exons. Bases 229 to 543 code for a protein of 104 amino acids.
UUCGUUCCGCUGCCGAUAUGAGCGUUGCGCGCACGCGCGUUAGCGUUCCCGCUAGCGUUCCGCUGCGCGGCUGCGCGCCAAUCGUUAGGAUACGACGGCCUGAGCGGAGCGUACCCUGAACGUUCUGCUAAAUCUGUAUGUUAUAACCUUAUCUAGGAGGGUUAUCAUCAGCGCGGAAAGCGGCACGUUGCGCCAAACCCUGCUUCGUUUACGGCGGCCGCUAGUAAAAUGUCUGAAAAGAGAGAGGGAUGCGACGGCAGUGUUGCAGCCACAUCGCCUGCCUCUACAACAGCCAACGAAAGUGGAAGUGUGCAACCAGUCCGCGAUUUACCAGAAUCGCGAUUACUGUUCGAGACCACGACCAGCAGUUCAACUCUUCCAAAGGUGUCCGACGCAGACAUCGCCUUCGAUUACGUGGACAAGAUGUUGAAGGAAGACUUGCAUGAUCGGCUUCGCUCCUUCCACAGACCAUCUGCUACGAGUGAGGAGAGGUUGGCCGACUUCUUCAGGAUCUGGCGCAUAAAGAUGAUCAUGGCCAUGUGACGCCACAGAAGGGGAAUGACUCGAGCCUGUUAUCACAUACGUGUUUAUUGACAAGGCCUCCGUCCGGCAAGCAACAACUGUUGUCGCCAUAUGAAAUGCGCGCUCUGCCCGAUCAACCCUGGCCACGGGACUUCUUUUAUUAUAAUGAUUGCAUCUGUAAACCGGCAAUUUCGCCGAAAUAGGGUGAAUUGCAUUUCAGGGAAAUAGUUCAUGUUUUCAAAAAUCACGUUCUGGUGCUUAGUUCCUGAAAGUUUUCAUUGUUCCUUUAUAUUUAUUCCAGAAAGAACUGGCGGUAUUUUAUUAUAUAUGUAUAGUCGUUACAUUCAUGCGUGUGGUGUACACUGCAAGUGGGUCCUUUGAAUUGUAUGAUAAAUGUGUCAGUGUGCCUUGCCAAAUUGUUUUUAA